This is a messenger RNA of Saimiri boliviensis boliviensis (Bolivian squirrel monkey), 3150 nucleotides long. RefSeq names its product RAB27A, member RAS oncogene family (gene RAB27A). Lineage: Eukaryota; Metazoa; Chordata; Mammalia; Primates; Cebidae. Gene Ontology annotation, molecular function: GTP binding; GTPase activity. The record is from RefSeq and is a predicted model, not a curated record.
GCUCUCCUUUACGGGAAGUGAUGUGGGGCCAGACGGAAAAUACCCGCCAACGACCCAAAAAGGCCGGCGGCGGGUGGACGCGGCGCGCGGGGACCCGAGCCGGGCGGGGACAGGACGGCGGGGCGAGCCAGAUAAAAAGUAACCUUCCUGAAGAGGACAUGUGAUUGGAAGUUGUCAAUUGUUGAAGUCUUGGUAACUCCAGUCUCUAACGUUUUAGAAAAUAACAAGCGUUUCUCUACCCUCUCAAGGUGAACCACUGAGUUCUUCAUUAUGUCUGAUGGAGAUUAUGAUUACCUCAUCAAGUUUUUAGCUUUGGGAGACUCUGGCGUAGGGAAGACCAGUGUACUUUACCAAUACACAGAUGGUAAAUUUAACUCCAAAUUUAUCACAACAGUGGGCAUUGAUUUCAGGGAAAAGAGAGUGGUGUACAGACCCAAUGGGCCGGAUGGAGCCAUUGGCAGAGGCCAGAGAAUCCAUCUGCAGUUAUGGGACACAGCAGGGCAGGAGAGGUUUCGUAGCUUAACGACAGCGUUCUUCAGAGAUGCUAUGGGUUUUCUUCUACUUUUUGAUCUGACAAAUGAGCAAAGUUUCCUCAAUGUCAGAAACUGGAUAAGCCAGCUACAGAUGCACGCAUAUUGUGAAAAUCCAGAUAUAGUGCUAUGCGGAAACAAGAGUGAUCUGGAGGACCAGAGAGUAGUGAAAGAGGAGGAAGCCAGAGCACUUGCAGAGAAAUACGGAAUCCCCUACUUUGAAACUAGUGCUGCCAAUGGGACAAACAUAAGCCAAGCAAUUGAGAUGCUUCUGGACCUGAUAAUGAAGCGAAUGGAACGGUGUGUGGACAAGUCCUGGAUUCCUGAAGGAGUGGUGCGAUCAAAUGGUCACACCUCUGCAGAUCAGUUAAGUGAAGAAAAGGAGAAAGGGGGAUGUGGCUGUUGAGAAGUCGAGUAAGCGACAUAGCAGUUCAGGUGGCCCAUGCCUAGGAUCCUUCUCUAUGAUUGAUAGGUGGCACAGCGAGAGAUUAAUGGGCAUUGUGUACAAACUGCUUCUUGCCAUCCCCAUUAGACCUACCAGUGAAGCGUCUGGUUUUAGAAUUAAUUUGUUGCAGCUUUGUAAAUAUUUCUUUAAGAUUCAGCCUGAGAGUUAGGAGAAAUAUUUUAGAGCCAAAAGUGCCUUAUCAAACCUUAGCCUGUUAUAGUAAAUCAUUAAAGGAUUUAGAAUUUUGCAGUCACAGAAGAGUGUAUGAAUGAGGGUACUGUCACCUGCUUGAAUGUAAGUAGGCCAGAGUCUUACAUUUAAGAUCUUACAUGUAAUUAUAAAAUGGCCACAGUCUUGGACCAAGAUUUAAAGACUCAUGCCAUAGGUGACCUUCUAAAAUGCCAUUAAAGCCACUUGCAUGUUAAAUAAGAAUACAUAUGCACAUCAGCCCAAUGUCUUUGAGUAUUAAUUUUAUGUAAGCAUUCUAUUUAACAUGAACAUAGGACAAACUAUGGCCGUAUCUGUAGACCUUGGAUAAACUGCAUCGACCAGUUGUACACUCAUGGUGACUUUUUUGUUGGUGGAAAAGGAAUUGGAGUGGGGCAGGGUGGCUUAAUGUAAUAUGAACAACUGAAGUGGGACUUGUGGCUCCCACUAUAUUCCCGUUGCUGUGAAGGGUUGGUUGAAGGUUCAGGGAACUAGAUUUUGUGGCUUUGAUGCACUGUGAUUGUACAUUUAUACUUGGCCUAUGUGCUGGCCACAUCUGAACAUAGGUGGUGCUUAUGCUGAGUUAUUUGUGAUGAGUAAAUAUUUAGUUUCUUUUUCUUCAUAUUUAUAAUUUUGAUCCGGCAUUCUCUGGCCACAGCUUAAUUAGCUUGUAAAUUACUCAUCUCUGUCUUUACCAGCAGGCUCUGUAUUGUUGAUAUUUGCAACUUGUUUUGCUUUUCUAUUGUUGGAAUUGAAGGAAUUAGUUUUCAAUUACAUAAAAUGCCUGUUUGCUAUUUGGUGGAAGAUAGAUGUACAUAUUGAAGCAGUUAUAUUUAUACUGCAGUUCAAUAAAAGAAAAAUGAAGUAUUCAGUAGCCUAUAAUUUUCAUUGAGCUCAUGAGCAUUUACUGUACUUGCUGGGUCUUGCCAAGAUCAGGUAUCCUGCUAAGUUGCCAAAGUGUCUUCAUACCAAAUUAAAGGUGGUUUUAAUAUAUGUUUCAUGGAAGUCUUUAUAAAAUUCAAAGGUAUUUCAUUUAGGUGAAAAGUCUUAUUUAUUAAAGUGGUUUGAAUAAAGUAGAUCAAAAUUUCCGGAGAUCUUAAUGGCUAUUUAGGAAGAAAUAGCACUCAUUAUAAUUUAAAUAAGGAAUAAAAAUAAAUGUAUUUUGUGGUGGCAAAUAUUUGGCAGAACUGUAAUUAGAAAAAUACAAGUAUAUUUGGGUGAUGGUUACAUUAGAAGCCCAGACUUGACCACUGCACAAUAUAUUUAUGUAUCUAAACUGCACUUGUAUCCCCUAAAUUUAUUUUUAAAUGAGGAAAAAUACAAGUAUAAUGAAAAACCCUAUUGUGUUUUUCACCACUGUCCUUCCACUACUCCCAUAGCAAAGUUAGCUAUGGUGAGUACAAUUUUACAUAUUUCUAUCCUUGAAAUGAAGGCUUCUUUUAAAUUCCAAAGAAGUCACUGAGACCUGUGCAUUUGAAUUGUAUAUGCUAGUGAGGAAAAGAUUUAGAUAUUUCAAGAACAGGGUUAUAAUCACACAGCAGUGCCUUCUAUAGUUACCAUAAGACUUCAGUGGAGUACAACAUAAUUUUACAGCUACAUAUCAGGGCAUAUUUUGUAUGGUGUAUUUGUGUUAGAAUAACACAUUAAUUGUCUUUAAACAUAAAAAUAAGAAUGUUUGCAUGUUUCAGGUUUCAAGAACCAAAUGAGUAGUUAGCUAUAGAUUCCAUUGGCCUUAAACAUAUCAUACAAUUAAGUGUAUACAUGAUACAGUGCACACACAAGAGCCACCUUUAAUUAUUGAAAUAACCUGUAUUCUUUUUGGAAAUCAUUUAAGUUUGGUAUUGAAGUACUAUAUUUUUUGUGCAUCAAUGUAUUUUUCUACUUAUAAGCCUAUGUACAAGUGAAGUGUAUCUUCAGUGAACCAUGUGCCAAUUAAGCUAUAAUAAAAAAGUGGUCUAGUCUGUCAAA